Aspergillus puulaauensis is the source of this 3207-nucleotide messenger RNA. RefSeq lists its product as uncharacterized. Lineage: Eukaryota; Fungi; Ascomycota; Eurotiomycetes; Eurotiales; Aspergillaceae. The transcript is spliced from 3 exons. The coding region runs from base 1 to 3207 and encodes 1068 amino acids. The record is from RefSeq and is a predicted model, not a curated record. Gene Ontology annotation, biological process: nucleoside metabolic process. Gene Ontology annotation, molecular function: catalytic activity; protein binding.
AUGCGCGAUAACCUGCGAAAUGAGCGAAACAUCUUGUGUUUUGAAACGGAGGCUGCUGGGUUAAUGGAUAACUUCCCCUGUCUGGUAAUAAGGGGGAUAUCUGACUAUGCAGACAGCCACAAGAAUGACUUCUGGCAAGGAUAUGCUGCCAUCACUUCUGCUGCAUAUGCAAAAGACCUGCUUCGCAUCAUAAACGGGGGGAAUGUUCAAAACGUUGAGCCUGUGGUCGCGGUGAUUGAGAGAUUUGCUCAAACCGUAGCAUCAAUCGAAGACAAUGUAUCUGCAAUGAGAACAAUCCACGACCAGGAGAAGAAGGACAAGAUCCUGAGUUGGCUCUCUCCACUGACACACAGCGACGAGCAGACUGCGCACAUGGACAAGAGGACCGCCAACACUGGCAAAUGGUUUUUAGAGUUAACUGAAUUCCAAGAACUGGUCAAUGGCUCCAACGUCACUGUUUACUGCCAUGGGAUUCCUGGGGGUGGCAAAAGCAGCCUGGCCUCUCUGGCCAUCGAUUACCUCUACAAGCUUCAGCGCCAGCGCGAGGGGCUGGGCAUUGCGUAUGUGUUUUUCAGUUUUGAUCGCGAGACUACGCAGUCUCUGCCUAACCUAAUCGCGGCUCUAGCAAAACAGUUUGCGAUGCAGUUCCCUAGCCUGCCCCAGGUUGUCGAGGAGUUUUACGAGACGCACUCCAGCCAACAACGCCGUCCAUCCAUCCGAGAACUGAUUCUGUUGUUAAAGCAGUUGAUCAGUGGGCUCGAGACCAGCAUUAUCGUUCUCGAUGCCCUUGACGAGUGCAUUGAUUCCAGUGAAACCCUGGGCAAGUUCAUGCAAAUCCUCUUCCAACUGCAGAAUGAGAAUAAGGAGACGGCAACGAAUAUUCUAGCCACUUCGAGGAUUAACCAUAAUAUCAAGACCCUGUUCGACAAGUCACCCUACAUCGUCGAGAUUCGUGCACGGGACGAUGAUCUUAGGGAGUUCCUCGUUGCGCGGCUCUCUGUGAACCACGUUCGGACACUGCCCACGAAAGGACACAUCAGGGAUGCAAUCAAUAACCUAUCCCACGGUCUACACGAGCUUGACAAAUUAUAUUCCGCCGCUGUACGGAGGUUGGAGAACAAAGGGGAGCAAACACGAGAGCUGGCGAAGCACAUUUUGGCUUGGAUUGUACACGUGAAAAGGCCUCUUGUGACCGAGGAGCUUCAGCAUGCCCUUGCUAUACGACCAGAAACCAGCGCACUGGACAGAAAGCUUAUCAGUGACUAUUUUUCAAAUAUUGGGCAUCUGCAAUCGGUAUGCGAAGGGCUGGUGGAGGUUGACAAGCGCAAUAACAUCCGCCUGGCGCAUCACACGACAUACGAAUACUUUGGCCGACUUCAAGCCGACUGGAUAACAACCGCCGAAUCUCACGUCGCCAGGAUGUGUUUGACGUACCUGUCAUAUGAAAUAUUUGGCAGAGACGUUGGUUCAGACGAGUUGGACGGCAGAGCUCAGCUGAUUGAAUAUCCAUUCUAUCAGUAUUCCGCCCAGUACUGGGGGUAUCAUAUCCGGAAUGCUGGCCUGGAUGGCAGUGACUUCGUCCUAAGCUUCCUCACAAGCAAGAAUAAAUUUCGAACUAGCUGCGAGGCCAUGUUAAGCCUCAAACACCCAUUCCACGACGAGGAAAUCGACGAGCUUGGACUGAGAGACGCGCCGGUACUCCAUGUAGCAGCAUGGUUUGGGCUCGAAGGGUCACUUGAACGCCUGAUUAGUCUGGGGAGUGAUCCAAAUACCAAGGACUGGCGAGGAGGCACGCCACUUAUUUGGGCGGCCAUUGGUUCGCAGCGGUCCACUUUUAGCUCGUUACUGCGCAAUGGACAAGUUGAUGUAAACGCCUGCGAUCUUGAUGGGACAACAGCAUUGCACGAGGCAGUCAACCAGGGAGAAGAGAGCAUGGUCCAGCUCUUGCUUAAAAGGAGCGAUAUCAAUGUGAAUCAAAGAGAUAUGUUCCAGGCCACGCCUCUUCAUGUAGCUUGCAUACAGAACCAGGCAGCACUUGCCAGGAUCAUAGCGUCAUCUGACAAGGCAGCCCUAAACCUGCGGGAUUGCGAUGGCUGGACACCGCUGUUCUUGUCUGUCAACAACAACGACGCCGACACGGCCAACGUGCUUAUUCAAGCUGGCGGCACCGAGUUGAAUUUCAGGGAUGCGAACGGCGUAUCGCCGCUUGUGAAGGCAGCGUAUCAAGGUUCAAAUUUGGUUUUUGACCUGUUACUAGAAGUGGAUGGAGUCGACGUUAAUUUCAGAAGUGCCGGCAACGGCACAGCAUUGUUUGCCGCAGCGAUGCAUGGGCGUGAAUAUAUUGUCACCCGUCUUCUAGGUAUGCCGGGAAUUGAUGUAAAUCCAAGCGAGGAGAUAUUGAUAACACCAUUGAUCGUGGCAAUAUCGAUGGGUCAUGUUCCCAUCGUCAGGUUACUCCUGGAUACCGAGAAGAUUGAUGUGAAUGACACUGGCUGUUCUAUCAGAACACCUCUUAUGUGCGCGGCAGCUGCAGGACAAGAAAUAGUUACUCGCCUACUAUUACAGGAAUACCACGCGGACGCUACGAAGCAGAGCAGCGAUGGGGCCACGGCACAGACAAUAGCAACAUUGCAUGGCCACCUCUCUAUUGCAAGUCUGUUGGAAAAUUGGAUUCAGGGCACUGGCCGGCCCAGAACGCCUGCCAACGGUGCUCAUUUAACAGGUCGACUUGAUAAUAUAGAUGAGGAACAUCGCUCCUCCGGGGCGGAAACCUACGAAGAAAAGCAUGAUAUAAGUCAAGCUACAUCACUUGGUCCUAUUCAGAAACCGGAUCUGGCCUGGGAGCUUGGAAGGACUAUAUUAGAAAGUCUUGAAACUUUCCUUAACCACGGAGUAGGAGUGGACCAUUCAAUUGGUGCACACGGAACCACUUUGCUCAUGUUAGCCAUCAAAGCCAACCAGGCAGCGGUGGCUAUUAUCCUCCUCGAAAACCAUGCAGAUCCGAAUAUCACGGAUUCCCGAGGGACAAGUCCACUGCAUAUUGCUCUCAACACGAGAAACACGCAGCUGGCCCAGAUCUUACUGAAGUACGGUGCCGACCCCAAUGCGCGCCAUGGCAUGGGUCUGACACCACUAGCAGCUGCAAUCGACUUUGAAAGCGCCCAAAUGGUGACUUGUCUACUGGAUAGCGGCGCCGAUCCGUACUAG